Malaya genurostris is the source of this 1742-nucleotide messenger RNA. RefSeq names its product putative fatty acyl-CoA reductase CG5065. The coding region runs from base 24 to 1742 and encodes 572 amino acids. The transcript has 4 exons. Gene Ontology annotation, molecular function: alcohol-forming very long-chain fatty acyl-CoA reductase (NADP+) activity. Lineage: Eukaryota; Metazoa; Arthropoda; Insecta; Diptera; Culicidae. The record is from RefSeq and is a predicted model, not a curated record. Gene Ontology annotation, cellular component: peroxisome. Gene Ontology annotation, biological process: long-chain fatty-acyl-CoA metabolic process.
UGAAAAACUAAUCGAUCUCGAUAAUGGACCUCCCGAUAAUGGGUCAGGUGGAAACGCUGGCCAAUCGUUUUCACAAACUCAAAGCAUCGGCAGUCGCGGUUGACAGUACGGAUAAAUCGCACGAUGCUUCCAAAACCAUGAAAUGUGAUACCAAUAAUAAUAGAGCAGGGAAAAACAUGCCACCUGUUCUGGAAAUUUCCGAACCCUGCGAGAUACGUCCGUUCUACGAUGGAAAGGAUAUUUUCGUUACCGGAGGUACGGGAUUUCUGGGUAAGGUACUAAUCGAAAAGUUGCUACGCAGUUGCGAUGGGAUAAAGCACAUCUACGUCCUGUUACGACCGAAACGGGGACUGUCGAGUGAACAGCGCUAUCGGGAGUUCGUUAAGCAUCCGGUUUUCGACAGACUUCGCGAGAAGAUGCCGUUCGUGCUGGAAAAGAUGGUCUGCGUUGGUGGCGACAUAACACUUCCACGGCUAGGUCUGUCGGAGAAAGAUAUGCAACUGAUGCUGGAGAAUGUCAACAUCGUGUUCCACGUGGCUGCCACCGUUCGUUUCAACGAAGGUUUGAAGGAAGCCGCAGUUCUGAACACGAUCGGUACCCAACAGAUUUUGGAUCUGUGCGUCAAGAUGUUUCAUCUGCAGAGUGUAGUCCACGUCUCAACCGCUUACAGCAAUCCAAGCAGAAAAGUGGUUGACGAAGUGGUAUAUCCAUCCGCGAUGGACGCCGACUCCUUCAUACAAUGCAUCAAUAUCCUACCGGGAGAUAUCAUCAACGCACUGUCCGGAAAGCUCCAGGGAACUCACCCGAACACGUACACAUUAACGAAAUCGAUUGCCGAGCAGCUGGUAUCGGAGUACAAUCGCCAACUGCCGAUCUGUAUCGUACGACCUUCCAUUGUGACCGGGGCAAUCAAGGAACCGUUUCCCGGUUGGAUCGACAAUGUUUACGGAAUAACGGGCAUCAUGAUGGAGAUUGGACGAGGAACCAUUAGUAGCAUAAUGUGCGAUCAGAAGUGCGUGAUGGACGUCAUUCCGGUGGACAUUGUGUGCAAUACGUUGAUCGCGGCCGCAUGGGAGAACGCUAUGACCAUAUCCAACCCGAUCCGGGUAUACAACUGCACCUCUGGAUCGGUCAAUCCGAUCAAGUGGCAUGAGUACGGCGCAAUAACCGAGAAGUGGUCCGUUAGAAAUCCAACGAAAUAUGUCAUGCUCUAUCCGGGUUUCCGAUUCCGGACCAACCGGAUGCUACACAAAAUCGUCGAACUGUUUCUGCACUUCCUGCCGGCAUAUCUGUUCGAUCUGGUCAUGCGAGCUCAAGGCUCCAAACCCAUAAUGGCCAAAAUUGCCAAGCGCUUUCAGAAAGCGGCCGACACGGGUGAGUUCUUUGCCAUGCACGAGUGGACCUUCCGUAUACCGAACCUGACCAGACUGAUGCAAAAGGUACGACUGGCCCGGGACGGUGACGAAUUUCCCGUGGACAUGAGCGACAUGAGCUGGGAUACGUAUAUCGAAAAGUAUAUGCUCGGAAUUCGGACUUUUGUGCUGAAGGAUGGCAUGGACAGCAUGGAGAAGGCAAGGGCGAAGCUCAGGAGGUUAUACUGGAUAAAGCGUUUGCUGCAAGUGGCCGCACUGUUUCUGCUGUAUCAUUUCUUUCUUAAAUUGGAAAAUUACCGGCUCAACACGGCUGGUGAACAACCGGCGCAGACGCUGGCGAUCGAAUCCGACGGACUGUCGGCAACCUAA